Molecule: messenger RNA, 3778 nt
Organism: Macrobrachium nipponense
Lineage: Eukaryota; Metazoa; Arthropoda; Malacostraca; Decapoda; Palaemonidae
Exons: 13
Coding region: 270-3437 (1055 amino acids)
Biological process (GO): carotene catabolic process; retinal metabolic process
Molecular function (GO): carotenoid dioxygenase activity; beta-carotene 15,15'-dioxygenase activity
Source: RefSeq, a predicted model, not a curated record
CAUAUAUACGAAGGUGCAGGUGGGAGAUCGUCCACAUUCUAGUGUGAGCCUUCCCCGAGUGAGCAAGCAGGCUGCUGCCACCACCAGCCAGCACGACUAACGUCUCAUUUCGUGAUUGACAAAGACAUAUCGGAACCGAAUACCGCCGUUCCUUGAACGUGAACGUGACAGGCAUUCAUCUCUGGAGGAGAUAAAUGUUGUUGCCGUGAUCUUACUCUUCUUCUUCUCACUCGCCGGCUCCAUGAAAUAAGAGAAACCUUUAAGUCAAGAUGGAUCUGGAAGUGAGCAUCAGUCUCGCUGACGCAGCCCUCAGCGAAGUUACAGACAUGGCUACUGACAGUCAGCUUUCUCCUUUUGGGAACCCCCAGUGCGACAGCUCGGAUUCUGGUCAGUACGAAAUAGAACCUGACUUGUCAGAAGGAUCUGCGGAGGAGAACGACGUGGAUGGAAAUAGGAAUAGGCCUAUGGCUGUGGAUGACGUAGAUGGGAAUAAGAAUAGACCUAUGUCCGUGGAUAACGUAGAUGAAAACAUGGAUAAAGCUACAGUCUUUGAUGAGAAUAAGGCAAAUCCGAAUCAGAAUUGUAUCUCCGCUGACGAUAACGCAGCAAAUAAUCUGUACGAUUUCUACAUUGCGUCUAACGUGAAGGAGAUCGAGCCUCGUCUGCCUGAGAUUAAAGGUGAAUUAAAGAGGAACAUUACCACUAACGACGGAAAUGCUCUCGUCAUUAAGACCUCAUCGGAUGAUUCUAAGCCAACGAUAAAACUUUCUAGAAAUUCUUCUUUUCAGGGACCCAUGAUAACCAGCAUCAGAAUAGGGGCUCCCAAGAGGAGCGCCAGCAUGGACGGUGAAGAGUUGUGCCCACCCGAACUGGAGUACACCAUCAGUGUAUCAGGUCAGAACAAUGUAACGCUGCAAAUGACCACGGCUCCGUCUCUCCGUAAGUCUACGUGUGACAAGAAAGUUUCAACUCAGAAUAAUUGUGAGUUGCAGUUACUAGGUGGAAACUCGGCAGAAAUGGCGGAAGAUGGACCCCUCUCCGAGCACGAAAUACUGGUAGGAAAUCAGACGGUGAGGUUACGCCCAAAGAAGACCCACAGUCGAAACGGGUGCGCAACGAACUCUCACUCAUCACAGACGGAGGCAAUGAAGCGCCACAGCGCUGAGAUAUCGCAGCUCAGACACGCCCUGGAGCAAAAAAUCAACCGGAAUUCGCCUCACAGGCGGAGUUACCAUGACAGUCCAUACGGGAACAGACGGCCCCUCAGUGCCGUUGGAUAUUCGAGUCUAUGUGGCACCCCGAUCAAGGAAAACAGACGCCCUCGAGAUAGUGCCACCUGCAUCAGGAGGUCUGUGAGCCACAUGUCAAGUCCUCUGCACUGGCGAAAUGAUGCCAAAAACUCUGUGCACGUCACGGAUCAGAAGAAACUUGAAUUCCUGUCAGACGGACAUCAGGAUUUCAGGAACUCCUACGAAUCGGGACUGUGUAACGAAUACCACAAUAUCAUCGGAAGCAACACCCGUGGGUCACCCUGUCCCCAGUCUUAUUGCGAUCAUUUCUGCCCAGAGAGAAACAACAGACACUGUAAUACCUGCACCAACAAACAGUCAUCGUAUCCAUACUUCUGCGAAAACGAAGAGAAUAUAACUUGCCGCAAUAAGAAUCUUCAUAACUCGUUGGGUGUUGGUUCUACGUGCUCCCAACACAAGAGAACCAAUACUAUUCCUGGGACGAUGACUGAUGCAACCCAAGCAACAGGGCCAACGGUCGAAGACGAUGGAAGGGUCAACUACUACCCAAACUGCGAUGCAACCAUCUGGCUGAGGUCUUGUGAACAAGAGGUCACAGAGCCGUUGUCUGGGGAACAGAUAGGACAAGUUCCCCACUGGAUAUCCGGGGCACUAAUCAGAAACGGCCCCGGGAGGUUGACAGUCGGUGACCAAAAGUAUAAUCACUUAUUCGACGGAUCUGCUCUGUUGCACAGAUUCCACUUCAAAAAAGGCAAAGUGACUUACCAGAAUAAGUUCCUGAGGAGCAGAAGUUACUUGAGAGACACCAAAGCACAGAGGAUAGUCGUGAACUACUUCGGUACGCGCGCUCAUCCCGACCCGUGUAGAACUAUCCUCCAGAAUAUCGCCAGCAAGUUCGACUUUGAAGAACACUUCACAGACAAUGCUCAAAUCAGCCUCUACCCUUAUGGGGACGGUCUGUACGCCCUUACGGAGACGCCCUUCAUCUUCCGGGUAGAUCCAGAUACCCUCAAUACCCACGAAAAGGUUGACUUAACGAAGUACCUGGCGGUGAUGACACACACGGCGCACCCUCACGUCGACAGAGAUGGCACCGUCUACAACAUAGGCCAAGGCGUGGGACCGCUUGGCCCCAAAUAUCACAUCUGUAAAUUCCCUAAUCCGAAGGCUGAUAAGAGAGGUAAAGUCAAGAGCCCCUUCGACCAGGCCCAGAUCGUGGGUUCGGUGGGGGCUAGGUGGCGCCUCAACCCGUGCUAUAUGCACUCCUUCUCCAUGACCGAGAACUACUGGGUGAUCAUCGAGCAGCCUCUGGUGGUGUCCGUUCCCAAAAUCCUGAGGGUCGUCAUCAAACAGGAUGCCCUCAUAGAUGCCCUUCAGUGGUAUGAAAAAGAGACGAAGAUCCACGUCAUCCGGAGGGAUACGGGAGCGACGAUAACCACCCAGUACGUGACGGAGACCUUCUUCUUCCUGCACACCAUCAACGCCUACGAGGACCGAGGUCACAUCGUCCUUGACAUCGCCACCUACAGGAACGCCGAGAUGCUGCACUGCAUGUACGUCGAAGCUCUGAAGAACGCAUCCUACGAUCCAUCCUACGCCCGCAUGUUCCGAGGGCGCCCCAAGAGGUGGGUGAUCCCCCUGAGGCCGAACAAGGACGCCAGCGUCGGCACUAACCUGGUCACUCUGCCUGACACCAAGUGCCAAGGUCGAUGGCUCAAGAAGAAUGUCAUCUACUUGACGCCGGAGUUGCUGGCUGAUAUUGGCUGUGAGGUACCUCGUAUUCAUUACGAGAAACACAAUGGACGACCGUACCAGUAUUUCUACGCCAUCUGCAGCGACGUCGAUCACCCUAACCCGGGCACGCUUGUGAAGGUAGACGUCGUGAGCAAGACUCACCUGGAAUGGAGUGAGGACAACAUCUACCCUUCGGAACCAGUUUUUGUGCCACAUCCUCUGGGAAAGAAUGAGGAUGAUGGAGUAGUGCUGUCAGCUCUUCUUAGGGCGAAGGGGCUCGACAACCAGGUCUGCAUGGUCAUUCUCGACGCUGCCACUUUCACCCUGAGGGCCAGGGUUGAAUUCCUGGCCCCUGGGCCCGUUCCCAAGUGCCUCCACGGGUGGUUUGUCCCGGAGGGCACGCUGAAGGUGCACCGGAAGGAACAGGAAAAUAUCUCUAACAAGGAGGAGUGAAAUGCCUCGGGGACGUCGAAGGGGCUAUGUACAAUAUCUUGCGCGUGUGUGUUUGUGAAAAUAAAGGUUUGUGGUUUGUGCGUAAUGGUAGUCAGAGAGUCUAUACUACAUUGUUGAUGAAUGAAUUCACUUUUGGCAGUGACGUGCUUUUUAUUUUUGUUAAUAUAAAGGAAAAUGUAAAAACAUAACACUGUGAAAUAACUUAAUUCUUCUCAUAGGAAAAAAAAUUAUUUUAAAAAGGCUUACGAAUGAAAGACAUGUAAAAAAAAAAGUUAGCCAGAUUAGCUUAGAAUUAAUUCUGCAGCGACAGAGAACUCCACAUAAUACAUGAUGAUAAAACA